Exophiala dermatitidis NIH/UT8656 is the source of this 579-nucleotide messenger RNA. RefSeq lists its product as uncharacterized. The transcript has a single exon. Gene Ontology annotation, molecular function: phosphatidylinositol-3-phosphate binding. The record is from RefSeq and is a predicted model, not a curated record. Bases 1 to 579 code for a protein of 192 amino acids. Gene Ontology annotation, cellular component: endosome. Lineage: Eukaryota; Fungi; Ascomycota; Eurotiomycetes; Chaetothyriales; Herpotrichiellaceae.
AUGUACACCACACAGGGACAGUCCCAGUCCACAUCCACCAGCGGAGUAGAUCCAGCUUCUUCCGGUCCGACUUCCGGUGACUCUGUAUCGGACCACGGUUACACACCCUACUGGCAGCAUAGGAGAGGCUCUUGUCAUUCAGACGAUCGCUCUUCAGAUCGUCCCCCACCAAUCACCCUCGAGGACCAUACCGAGUCUCGAGCAGCUACCAGAGGCGCUCUUUGGGCCAAGUCCAUCACCAUUGACGACUAUGUCAUCGUCCAUGGCAGCCCACCAGGGCUCGGAGCCUAUGUGGUAUGGAAUUGCAAAGUUCAGACGCUUGACGGAGGGCCAAUGACCAUCCGAAAACGAUACUCGGAAUUCGAUGAGCUAAGAAGGAAGUUGAUCAAAGCCUUCCCUCAAUCGAACAAGACUACUCUACCGCCACUCCCUCCAAAAAGCGCCAUCUACAAAUUUCGGCCCAAAUUCCUGGAAAAGCGACGCGAAGGCCUGGCCUACUUUCUGAAUUGCAUCAUGCUCAACCCCGAGUAUGCUGGUUCAACCAUCGUCAAGGACUUUAUCUUCCCUCCGGAAUCGUGA